Pocillopora damicornis (cauliflower coral) is the source of this 649-nucleotide messenger RNA. Its product is annotated as centromere protein M. The record is from RefSeq and is a predicted model, not a curated record. Lineage: Eukaryota; Metazoa; Cnidaria; Anthozoa; Scleractinia; Pocilloporidae.
ACUCAAAUCAAAAUGGCGGAUUUAAACGUAAACAUACUUUCCCGGUUUACAAAGCUCCCAGACAGGAAUCAAGCGACUGUUUUGUUUGUUGGGGUGAAGGGUGUCGGAAAGCACCGACUAGCAAGAUCUAUGCUUGGUAUUCAUGCGGAUUUCUCGGUUCAGAUUCGAGUUGCAACAAGUCUUCCUUUGCCUGAAGAUGCUGAAAAUAAAAGACCCAGAAUCGAUUUCGUUGUGCUGUUUAUUGAUCUAACUAAUACUCUGAGCUUGGAGACAAUAAGAUCAUCCGUGAAGCAUCUAGACAUUGAUUACUUCCUGGGACACUGUUGCUUUGUUGUGACACAAGCUAAAAAUGAAGCCUUGCAUGCAUUCAGUAUCCAGGAGGUAACAAGUCUUGCAGACAGUUAUGACUCACCUUUAAUUUGUGCUGACAUGGAGAAAGAGGAAGACAGGAAAUUCUUGUCAAGAAAACUUCUUCACCUUCUUGAAGUAUCAUGUGGAUUUUCUGCUGAUGUAACAACAUUAUUACUGGACACAACAAGGAAAUCAUUUGUGUUUGAGGAUGAACUAAAUGACACAAUGGAGUAAUUUUGCCAAAAAAAAAAGGGAAAAAAAACUGACGUGUUGUUCACCAACUUCCAGCCGACUGUAG